GGGCGAGAAAGGUGGGGGUGUUUUACGUCAAAGUAAGGGUGCAACCUGCGUGGCCAUACACUGCCAGGAAUAGAGUGAUUAGUAAUGUAACUGUGACGUAUAAUUAUCAGCCUUCAAUUCACUGCCAGACACAAUGGGCCACCUGCUCAACUCUACCUCCACCUUAUUCACACAACUCUACGAUUACUACUCAUGGACGUUAUCACUGUCUGAUGAACGCACCAGAGGGUGGUUAAUGGUGGACUCACCCACACCCACGCUUCUGUACACAGCCUUGUACCUGGCCAUCGUGGGCGUAGGACCCAGGCUCAUGCGUGACCGUAAACCCUUCAAGCUCAAAUGGAUCCUGCUUCCUUACAAUAUAGCUAUGGCAGUUCUUAACCUGUACAUUGCCUUUGAGCUGUUUGUUGGUUCGACGAGGUUAAGGUACAGCUACGUUUGCCAACCUAUCAGACACAUAUCCCAUAAGGAGGAAUUACGGAUAGCAAAUGCUGUUUGGUGGUACUACUUCUCCAAGUUGUUAGAAUUCUCUGAUACAUUCUUCUUCAUCCUGCGGAAGAAGGACAAGCAGCUGACAUUCCUGCAUGUCUACCACCACUCCACCAUGUUCUCUCUCUGGUGGAUCGGUAUCAAGUGGGUACCAAGUGGGUCCACAUUCCUUCCCGCCAUGGUCAAUUCGUUCAUCCACGUGCUAAUGUACUCAUACUAUGGGUUGUCAGCUCUUGGGCCUCGGAUAGCACCUUUCCUCUGGUGGAAGAAGUACUUGACAAUACUGCAGCUCGUUCAGUUCACAACAGCGUUAAUCCUCGGGAUCAACGGGAUUCGAUCCGGCUGUGACUUUCCGUUGUGGAUGCAGUACGCCCUUGUGAUCUAUAUGCUCUCCUUCAUCAUCCUCUUUGGUAACUUCUACACAAAAGCCUACAUUGAGAAGGGAAAGAAAGCGAUGUACAGAGGGGUGAGCAACGGGCACACAGAACCCUUACCAAGUACUUCAGACAAGAAAUGGGACUGAGAGAUCUACCUCUUUGCUGUGAGAAUAGACUACAGGUUUUGUUCAAGGGGUUGUGGACCAAAAGUGCCUUCAUACCCCGCAACCAAUACACAGCUCGUCAUAGCACAGCACUUUAUACGCUAUACACUCUGAUACACUAGGCAUAGUGAGCAUCUCCUCAGAUACGAGGAAAACUAAAUUUACAUGACAUUUUCUAGCAUAAUUAUGUUAUUUAGCAUUUAAAUUUCUGAUAAGGUGAUUGAUGAAAUACCACAGUUUUGGUUAUUUGUUUACAUUCUCCUAUUUAUUAUAUCCAAUUCAUUCUUUAUUUUUCAACGCAACUUAUUUUGACAAAUUAAUAUAUGUAACUCACUAUUACUGAUUUUCAAACUUAAUAUUUAGAAGAAAUAUAUACAUAUAAUAGUUUUUUGUGUAUAAUGAAUACUCAGUUAAUUUUGGAGAAAACACUAUGACUUGUGUUUAGUUCCUAUACAGUAUGACAAUUAAAACAUAUACAGUGUACUGCUCAGAAUGAAUUAAAAGUAUUAUGAAUGGUUAUGUUAUUUAAGGUUUCAUCAUAUCUCUGUACUUAUAAAUGUCUUUGUGUUUUGUUUUGAUGACUUUAUAGGUUAUAUUAUUAAUUCAUGUUGUGUUGUACGAUUUAUAAUUUCUUUCGAUUUAUGUUUUACAGCCUAAAAUUAGUUGAAUAUUAAAUUUCUGUUUGGAAAAGGAGUUUCCACAAUUUUCUCAUUUUAUUGACUAAAAAAUCACGCACUAAUACAGCGAUAUUAUGAUAAAUAUGAACAAUAUUUUGUUUAUCUUUGUGAAAUACAGUAAUUUAGUGCUUUGCAACUCACAGUUAAAAGUCAAUUUACUAACAUAAUAGUUCUGUGAGGCAUAUAUAGUGAUUAUAUAUGAAUAAAAUUAGUUCUCUCAAUACAAUAAUUCUCUCAUACAUGGUACAUUGCUAGUCCAUGUUAUGUGAAAAUGAACAUAAUACAAUAACGACUUCAUGAAGAUGUAAUAUUGCAGUGCCUAUAAAUGCUUUGAACAGAAGACAGCAACCACUGCCACUGAGGUUUUGUCAAAUAGUAGCCUAAGUAGCAAAUGUAUUUUGAAUGCAAAACAGAAAAAGUAAGAAACUUCUUUAUAAGAUAAUAGAAGCAUGGGUAGUGUAUGUUUGUGUGUUCAAAGUAUUACUAAUAUUUAUAUAAAUUAAUUAUACUUAUAUAAGUGUAUGUUACAGGAACAUUUUAAUAUUGUGUUUAGUUGAACUGACAAUCUUUUAUUAAUUAGGAUACUGAUAGCUAUUAAGGUAUUCUUAGAAAAACUGUGUAAUUUUGUCCAUCAAAACUAAGGAAGUUUCAAGGACAACCGUUUCAAAAUAUGGAAGACAAUUUAAAAAAAUCUCAAUUAUUUUGUAAAAUAGCUAUUUAAAGAAAAUAUUACAAUAUGUUUUAUAUAGUAGUUGUGCUUUUAAUUGUGGCACUUGGACCAUAAAAUUCCGGUCCCUUGCGAGACCCUUAUUCCGUACAAAGUGAUCUUCUCUAAUGUUCUGGAUUAAUCACUGAUAUCUAUGUAAUGUAAUUCCCUUCACUGUGUUGAAUUCUUCAUUCAAUAGGUUUGAUAAUAUUAUAUUAGUCAAAUGUUAGUUAAUGUUGACAAAACCUAAUAAAUAUGACUUAUAUCAAUAAUUUUCUACAGAAAGUAGAAUGCAUGGACUGUUUACAGAACAGUCCUGGAACAAAUUUUCAUGUAGGACACUUUGAUCUGCAACCAUAAAAAAUUAUUUAAAAAAAGAGACCAUCCCCCAUUUAAGCCUCCCUUAUGGGUCCUUGGCCUAUGUGAGAGUGUUAUCAACAAGGAGGAGAGUUGGUACAGUACAAGAUCAAUGGUACUGAUAAAAGCAAUUUUACAUAAAAAAAGUAGUGCAGUGAAAUUUUAUGGGCCACAAACAAUUUUACCUGAUAAUUUGUUACAAAAAUUUGUAGACCCUUUCGAUUUUUUCAUACAUUAUUUGGUAAAGCAACCUGUGGUUUUUUGUUGGACAUCAGUGUUUCAGUUCAGUCUUUGUACUGGCAUUUAAUGUUUUUCUUGCCUAAUAGGCACCUUAUAAAAGGCUAAAGUUGUAAUUUUAGGGUAGUAAUAAUUUUUAAUUGAAAAUAAUUUGUUAAGUUCAUGUCAACAUUGUAAAAUAGUAUAAAUAUUGUAAAUAGCAUGUUUGUCUACAGUAAUAAACUGAUAUUGUAUGAAAGACGGAAACGAAUGUUAAUACUAAAAAUCAUUAUGAAUGUUAUCAAAAUAUAGUGAUGAUGACAUAA
This is a messenger RNA of Homalodisca vitripennis (glassy-winged sharpshooter), 3312 nucleotides long. RefSeq names its product elongation of very long chain fatty acids protein 4-like. The record is from RefSeq and is a predicted model, not a curated record. Gene Ontology annotation, cellular component: endoplasmic reticulum membrane. The coding region runs from base 134 to 1012 and encodes 292 amino acids. The transcript is spliced from 8 exons. Gene Ontology annotation, biological process: fatty acid elongation, monounsaturated fatty acid; very long-chain fatty acid biosynthetic process; sphingolipid biosynthetic process. Gene Ontology annotation, molecular function: fatty acid elongase activity. NCBI's taxonomy places the organism in Eukaryota, Metazoa, Arthropoda, Insecta, Hemiptera, Cicadellidae.